AUGGCAGGAGCUCCUCUGAAUGUAACCACCUUGCUCCGGCUGAGGACUUUGGGUUUCGAUGACUCUUGUUUUCGAUUCGGUACGCUUACGCUUGGCGGUGAUAGGUUUGUGUGCGUUCGGGAGUCUGAUUCUGCAUCCCAUUCCGUCGCCAUAAUCGAUCUACAUAAGGGCAACGAAGUGUCACGUCGUCCAAUCAAAGCUGAGUCUACGAUUAUGAACCCCCGCGAGCCCAUUAUCGCACUCAAGGCAUCUUUAGAGAACGGGCAUUUCAUCCAAGUUUUCCAUCUCGAGACAAAGGAAAAGUUGGGUACUCACCAGUUUGCGGAGUCUGUUGUGUUUUGGAGUUGGAUAUCCCCAACCGAGCUUGCGAUUGUAACUGAUGCGUCUGUCUACCAUUGGACAGUAGGCUCGGGUGAGCCUACCCUUAUGUUUGGUCGUUCUGGCAAGCUUGCUGACCAAUCGACUAAGCUGGUCCACUAUGCGUCUGAUGCGGAGUCUAAGUGGUGUGUGUUGUGUGGUAUAUACUCCACUGACCAGGGUGCAACUGUAGAAGGCGCAAUACAACUUUACUCCACGGAGCGUCGUCAACAACAACUCUUGGAAGGUUACACAGGCACCUUUGGUAGGCUACGUGUAUCCAAGGAAUCCAUGGACACUACUAGUCUUUUGGUGUUCUGUGAGCAUAAGCGCGGAGCCCAAUCGUCUAAGCUACAUUGUAUGGACAUAUACACCCAGCGUGCUGAGGGUUCUCCUCCUCCCCUAAAGGUUUCCAAGGAUAUUGAAAAUUUGCCAUCGAAUUCUGGCGACUUUCCGAUAUUCGUACAGAUACUUGACUCUUGCGGUUUUGUUUGUAUUUUGACUAAGAACGGUUUUGCUCACUACCAUGAUGCAGCUACUGCAACCCACCUUUUCAGUACAAGGAUAAGCGAUGCCCCGCUGUUCGCGGCAGAAGCAAAGUUUGUGGAUGACAAGGUUGCUGGAACGAUUGCCGUGAAUCGUUCUGGAGAGGUGAUAGAAGCACUGAUUGACGAGAACCGUGUGUUAGCAGCAUUGACAUGCGCUGAUGAAGUUCGCAUUAGUCUUGCUACGCGUUACGGUUUCCCCGGUUCUGAGAGCUUGAUGAUGCGUUCCUUUGAAAACUAUUUUUCACGCCGCGACUACAAGCAGGCCGCUAUGCUUGUGGUAACCCUAAAGAAUGGUGCUUUGCGUACCAACGAAACUAUGGAACGUUUUAUAAACGCCCCAGUGAUGCCAGGUGAAACCUCUCCCGCUCUACACUACUUCUCCGUCCUGUUGGAGCACGGUAAGCUUACGCAUCAAGAGUCACUUGGACUUGUGCGCCGCGUAGUAGCUCAGGGGCGUAAAGAGCUCGUGAAGAAAUGGUUGGAUGAGCACAAGCUAACGGAAUCGGAGGAUCUUGGUGAUUUACUGCGCCCUAUGGAGCCCCUUUUAGCCUUCAAGAUCUACGUUUCACUUUGCUGUCACAUGAAGGCUAUUUUAUCUUUGCUCGAGGCAGGCCACGCCACCAAGGUGGUGCCGUAUAUUCGUAAGAUUGCUUCUUCUAAUGUAACCCACACAACUAGUUCAACUGGCGACAAGGUGGCACAGGUUGAGGGAUUGCCAUCGAUGACCGUUAUUGUGGAGCACAUGUUGGCGUCUCAACCAACCGACAUAGUGGGUUUCGUGAACGACUUGAUAUCGGGCCUUGGCCCUGGAGAGCCCCUUUGUGAUGUAGGCAGUGUCGCUGAGAUUCUGAUUAAACACAAUAAGCUCCAGGAGUUGACUAAGAUUUUGCUUGAGUACCUGAAGCCCAACCUUGAGCAGCACUCUGCAUUGCAGACGCGUCUUCUGGAAGUCAAUCUUCAGCAUCAACCACGUGUGGCUGACAUGAUCUUACAAUUGAACGCCUUAACACAUUUCGACAGAGCUUACAUUGCACGCCUGUGUGAGGAUGCGGGUAUGUUUGACUUGGCCAUACAGCACUACGACUCGUUAUCCGAUGUGAAGCGUCUUGUUCUUAAGGCUGGUGGCAAUAUGAAUCGCGCUGUACUUGAAAAGACCUUGAAAAAUAUGACUCCUGAGCACGCUCUAGAGGUUUUACGCGAAAUGUCGGACUCCAGUGAUAUAAGCAACGAACAGGUUGUUUCUUGUGCGCUGACUAUGCACAACCACAUUGGUACUAUGCAUAUAGUUCAGAUGUUUGAACGUUCAUCAUCGUCUGAAGUCCUUUUUUCCUUUCUCAGGGCGUUGCCUGUAAUGUCGCAGGGCGCGGCUGCUGAAAAGAACGACUUGAAUGCAACCUUGGUUUACAAGUUCAUCCAGUGCUGUAUAGAACGCGGCGAGUACGAGGAUUUGGAACGUAUUUGCAAGGAUUCCAAUUGUUACGACGGCGUGCGUGUUAAGGAACUCCUUAAGCAAUCUGCUCUACCAAACCCUAAGAGCCUGCUAAUUGUAUGCCACAAGCUCGGUGAGCUGUCUGAACUCACUGAGUACCUUUACCGUAACGGUAUGGAGAAAGCUAUUGAGGUUUAUGUGAACACUAUCAACCCAGGGGGUGUAUCAACGGUGAUGUCCACCUUAUUUGACCUAUCCGCUCCGGAACAUAUAAUUCACUCUAUAUUGGAGAACCUACACGACCCCAACGGUAUGAAAGCUAUGAUCAAGGUGGCUGAUGAACGUCAUCAGCUGCUUAUGCUUCGCGACUGGCUCGAGAAACGUGUUAACGAGGGUUACAAGGAAACUGAGAUCCACACGGCAUUGGCCAAGAUUCGUGUGUCGUCGCAGGAGGAUGCAGAGAACUUUUUGUUGACGAACAAACAUUAUGAUCGCACAGUGAUUGGUCGAUUUUGCGAGGAACGUGAUCCCAUGCUCGCAUAUUUGAUUUACUAUGAAGCACAGCUAGACAGCGAUGUGUUGCGUCUUUGUUUGGCUAACGGUUUUCACAAGAUGUUGGCAUCAUAUGCACUUAAGCGCUCGUCAACUAGCCUCUGGCGUGAUAUAGUUGUUUCUAAUUCCUCCACAAUAUCUAGCGAUGAUCGCAAGCGUGUAUGUGAGGAAUUGGUAUCUUUGGCACCUGAAUGCUCAAACGCAUCUGAGAUUUCAUGUGCAUUGAAGGCACUUCUUGACUCUGGAAUGAAUGUGGAAGUGAUAGCGUUACUGGAACAGCUUCUUCUAACGCAGACACAAUUUUCUUCUAGCAGCAACCUACAGAAUCUGUUGUUGGCCACCGCAGUGAAGACCAACCCUGCCAAGUUGGAGGAGUACUUGUCCAAGCUUGACAACUAUGACGUUAGCGCCUUGUCCAAGCUUUCUGACAGUUUAGGUCUUUCUCGGAGUUCUUUUUCUAUUUUGAAGAGUGCAGGCCGCGCUUUGGAGGCACUAGACGCCCUGUUGUCUAUGAAAGAGGAUGGCAUAUUGCAAGAAGCUCACGACUAUGUGGCGUCCGUUGAUAAGCCUGAAUUGUGGUUCCGCCUUGGCCGCGCAUAUUUGGAAGAGAAGAACUUACCCAAGGCUAUAGAUUCAUAUGUUCGCAGUGGCGACCUAAGUGACCAUGAGCGCAUAAAGCGUGCUUGUGAAGGUGAUCCUGACCUGUUUCUACGAUGGCUUACGAAUGGUCGCAAGGUAAAGAAGAGCCGAGACCUCGACACCGAUUUGCUAUUAUGCCUUGCUGAUCGUGGUGAUGUCGACCAGUUCCGUGAGGUGCUUGAAGGACAGCAUUCUGCCGAUGUGGCCUUCGUGGGCAGCAUGUUGAUGAAUUCACAGAAAUACCGUGAGGCUGUGAUUAUUUAUUCAAGUUUGCCCAACUAUGCCAAGCUUGCAGUAUGCCAUGUCCAUCUCGGUGACUUCGAGCUUGCUGCAGAUUCUGCAUUGAAGUCUCGCAAUCCUCAGGUGCUCCGUCAAGUGGUCGAAACCUGUGUCGGCGAGGGCCAGUUGUCAAUAGCUCACAAGGUCGCCAUUGAACUUUUGACAUAUCCUGACUUCUUACCUGGCAUAGUGUCACUAUACGAGAACACCGGAAAUGUGCAGGAGCUUAUCAAGUUGUUGGAGGAUUCAUCGCGUUCGGUUGCAGUUUCUACCGAGCUUGCUAUUGCCAUUGCCAAAUACAGACCUGAUGACUUGCUUACUCACUUUAAGAAUCGUUUCAACAGUGGUGAUAUCCUUUCAAGCCUGAAUACAGCUCGUGUUGCCCGUGAAUGCUGCAACUUGUGGUUGUGGAAGGAAGCUGUAUAUUUGUACAGCCUUGACUCACCUGACACUGCGCUGCUCUCUAUGGUUGCGCAUUAUGGUUUAGCGUGGGAUGAGGACACCUUCUUUUCUACGGCUGCUUCUGCCAUUAACCCCGAAGCCCUGUACAAGGCUAUCCAUUUUUGUAUACAAUGCAAGCCAUUGUUGCUACCUCGUCUACUGAUGUGUUCCAAGGGUCGUGUGGACGCUUGUCGUGUUGUUAAGAUUCUGAAGAACUCUGCUUGUCUAGGUCUCGGUCGCGAAUACUUGGAAGCUGUUGCUGACAAGACCAGUGCUUCUGUUAACGACGCAUUAUUCGAGGUAUACGUUGAGGAGGAGGAGUGUGAGCUGUUGGAACGUAGUUUGGAAAGACUUACCGCUUUCGACCAGGUGGCUUUGUGUGCUAUUUUGGAGGAGCAUCAUCUUCCUAAGAUGCGUAGCAUAGCUGCUCAAAUCUAUACUCGAUCUCGUAACUUCUCAAAAUCAGCUUUGAUUCGCCGUCGUAAUGGUGACUUCGUUGCGGCAAUAAAGGCGGUCAACCAGUCACGUAGCGAUUCUCUUGCAUCGGAGAUGGUGCGUUACUUCGUGGAUCAUGGUUUACGAGAGGAAUUUGUAGCCUGUUUGGUUGUGAACUAUUCGCUACUUGAGCCCGCUGCUGUGCUCGAGUUGGCAUGGUUACGCAAGCUGGAUCUCGACAUUUUGAUGCCAUUCCUCAUCCAGACCCUGCGCGAUGUACCGCAUGGCACGCCUAAAGCACCUCCUUCGCAGCGCGCGCCAGCAAUAUUACCUCUGAAUUACUGUUAA
Babesia sp. Xinjiang is the source of this 5028-nucleotide messenger RNA. Its product is annotated as Clathrin heavy chain 1. The coding region runs from base 1 to 5028 and encodes 1675 amino acids. Gene Ontology annotation, biological process: intracellular protein transport; receptor-mediated endocytosis. The record is from RefSeq and is a predicted model, not a curated record. Gene Ontology annotation, cellular component: clathrin complex; clathrin coat of coated pit; clathrin coat of trans-Golgi network vesicle. Gene Ontology annotation, molecular function: clathrin light chain binding; structural molecule activity. The transcript is spliced from 3 exons. NCBI's taxonomy places the organism in Eukaryota, Apicomplexa, Aconoidasida, Piroplasmida, Babesiidae.